AGCAAGUUUUAAAAGCUCGUUAAGGGGUGCUAUCAGAGACGGGGAUACGUCUCUCCCAUUUCAGGAGAUUCUUAAGCAGGCUGGUGGAGAAGAGAGGGAUUUUUCUUUCCCCCUUCAGUCCUUUUGUUUGGGGGUGGGUGGGUGAAAAUUGAAAAUCGAGAAUGGAUCCCUGCCAAGGGCUUGGAUUCUUCUAAAAUACCCAACAUCCAGACUUGAGAUACGGAGAGCUGAAAAUAGAACAGAGCAGCUCCUUGGAGCCGGCCCUCCCUCCUGGGCAACACUGGAUGCUUGUGAAUUCCUCGAGGGAGUCGUGUUGUGUAUUGUCCACUCAAGGACAUGCGCCUUUAAAGAGGGAGCUGCUAACCCAGGCGGCAGAGGUUUCAUUGCCUCUGCUUCGAAGGAUUCGGCCCGAUUCGGAACGCAGGAGAGUUUCGGAGAGGUCAGCCAUGAGGGUCGUUCUUGGAGGUGUCCUCUUGGGCCUCUCGCUCUUCCUCGCGUCGGUCCCCGUGCCUGGGGAAGGAAUCCUGGUGGGAGAAGGGACCCAGGGAGAAGCGGAGGUCUCGCCCUUAAGAGAACCCCAAACCAAAGAGGAGGAGGAGGAAGUCAUGGGGGGCGCUUCGGACUUCAGAGGACCACAGCGGAGGGUCUCUGUCGCUUCGGACAAUCCCGAAGGAGUCCAACGUCCUCCGCACUUGGCUGGAGAGGAGGAGAUGCCACCGAGCUUAGGGCCUGGACCCGGCUUCCUGUCCUGGCCUCAUGAAGACCCAGAGGAUCCUGUGUGCAGGGUGAAACUGGACGAGGGCAGCGUUUGGGGGCCCAGCCAUCUGGAGGUAGCUGGUCUCCUCACCAGCGACGACAGCCGUUUCCUGAAGGCGCUGCGCAGAUCCACCUGGGGCCAAGGGGAGCUGGAGACCUUUGGACUGUGUCCCCCAGAUGUCUCCUAUGGCACCCUCUCAUCUCUCCAGCGCCUUGCCGGUUCCCUGGCUGAUCCAGGGCAGAACCGGUUUCUCCUGCUUCAUCUGGAGGAAGUGAAAUGGGAGGCGGAGACAAAACUGAGGUUUAAGCUGACUUUCCAAGAGGAUGUGGGAGGGUCCCUUGGCCCUCUGCAACUCGCUGUGCUUGUGUUUUACCACGGGAAGGAGGAACGGGUGGGAGCCGGCUCCAAGGAGAAGUUCCUCGUGGGAGGAGAAGGCCUCCACCAAAAGCAGGUUGUCUGCCUCUCCAGGGGAACGCGGUACCUUGUCUUUCGGGGUUCAGUGGGGUCUGGCAGACAUACUCCUGGACAGAUCAUCUACGAAGUUUCCUUGGCAAUCUGGCGACAUAGCCACAAAGGGUCUGCUCUCUCCUCCCAGGAGGCCCAAGCUUUAUUGUUUGGAUUAGACGCCAAAUGUUUUACCCGCAUGACCCCGGCUGUGCUGCUGUUGGCAAAACAAACGCCCGAAGACUCUGCCUUCCUGCCCUCUUCUUUCCUCGCUGCCAGCGGUGUGCUGGAUAUCGUCCCUUUCCCCCAGCCCAGUGGUCUGCCUCUUCCCGGUGUGGCUGAAGCGCCCCCCUCCGACCCCACCAGCCCGACGAAUAUCUCCACAGCACCGGCCCCCGCGAGCACCCGGCAGUUCCUGGAGGCCCUCUCGCAGUUUGUCAACAAGGUCCUGAGCGCCUCCGGCGAGCCGCCCCCCACCUCCCGGCCUUCCCUGCGGCUGGAUUUCGACACGAUGGAGGCCCUCCCGCACUGGCUGCUCAACCUGUCGCAGAAGGUGGCCUUGGAGCAGCUGGUGCAGUCGGAGGACCACCUGGUGGUCCUCUACCCGGAGGACAGCCAGGCCUUGAUGGAGCAGCACCUGGACCGCUGGUUCCUGGAGGGCAGACUCUUCCAGCAGCUGCUGGAGAAGCUGCAGGCCGUGAUCCAGGAGCUGAAGGCCGUCCCCUCCUUCCGGGCCAACGCCGAUCUCUUCCGCGGCCUCCUGGCCUUCUGCCACUAUCCUCCCGGCAGUGACCCGCGAGCGACGGAGGGAGCCGGAGGCCGGAGCAAGGUCCACAGCCUGCUGCUGCUCAAGGCCCUGCAGGCGGUGCGCGCCCGGUGGCGGGAGUCGCGGAGGCUGCCCCGGGCGCACCGCAGCGCCCAGCACGAUUACUGCCGCUUGCGGGAGCUCCGGAUCGACCUGGUCUCCACGGGGUACGUCAUCCUGCCGGCGUGGUACAACGCCAACAACUGUGUGGGGCCCUGCCGGCUGCCCCUCUCCACCCGCAUCCCGGACUACUACUCCCACACGUACUUCCUGCUGCACAUGCACCAGCAGGGCGCCCCCCUCCAGCGCACCGCUUGCUGCGUUCCCGUGAAGUACUCCCAAAGCCUCAUCCUGACCUUUACCAACGACGAGGGGAUCAAGGCCAAGCAUUACCCCAACAUGGUGGCCGAGGCAUGCGGCUGUCGGUAGAGAGGGCCCCCGCGCCCCAGUCCUGCCCUCUCUCGGAUUUCGGGAGGAGGGUCCGGGGCCUGUCUGGGCUGACUGCGCCCGCCCGCCCGCUCCUGCUGCCGACCAGCCCGGGGUGUGCCGUUGAGACACGGAACUUCCCCGUCUGCCCCAAGGAAAGUGAAAAUUCCGCCAGGCAGGCCUGCAGCUACUUCUUCUGACUUGGCGUGAUUUCUUCUGCCUUUUUCAACUGGCGACACUUUUGGUUUGGAUUGCUAGUUUGCCCAUCUGGGAUUCAGGGCAAGCUGAAGGCCCCCCCACAAGCACUGAGAUCUCAUUCAGACACCCCUCUGAAGAGGGGAAUUUGAUUCUCCAACAGUGGGUGCCCUGCCCACAGACUUACAAGCAUAACUUUAAAACCAUGAAGAGAGAGGCCGUAUGAUGCUCUAGGGCUGGCUGACAUUCUGCCGGCCACCCCUGAGCUGGCUCCAUGUCUUCAUGGGCCCCUUUGGGGUGGGGGCACAGGGGGUGACAGCUCUCAUAAGAACAUCAGAACAGCCCCGCUGGAUCAGGCCCAAGGAGGCCCAUCCAGUCCAGCAUCCUGUUUCACACAGUGGCCCACCAGAUGCCCCUGUGAGCCUACAGGCAGGAGUUGAGGCCAUGCCCUCUCUUAUGCUGUUGCUCCCCUGCAACUGGGAUUGAGAGGCAUCGUGUCUCUGAGGCUGGAGGUAGCCCACAGCCACCAGACUAGUAGCCAUUGAUAGACUCUCACCUUCCUGUUCUGCUUGUGGUCUUCCUGGAAGCAUUUGGUGGGAAGCCUUGGGUUAUUGGACUGCAACUCCCAUCAUCCAUUGUGGCCAGGGAUGAUGGGAGUUGUAGUCCAAAAGCAAGAAGUUACCCAAGACAGGAUCUUGCAAUCUUUCCUAAUCCCAUUGUUGCCCUCUGAUGUGUGAAAAAGACCCUUGAGCAUGUACAAAGCGUUUUCCUUUCCCGGUCCAUAACCGCUACCAGUAACAUGACCACGUAUGACACCCUUCCUUUUAUUUGGCGGUCCUGUCCUGCCCUCUUUGCUGAUGUGCCUUUCCCCACCUGUUGAAAUGGUUCGAAAUGAUAUCAUUGGGGGCGGGGGAAGAGAACCAGAAUGGGACACUUCAAAGUUUCAGAAAUGUUUAUUUAAAUAUACAAGUCAUUAUAAACAGAUCUAAGCCAUGGCAGUGGGUGGAAAAUCCUUUGAGCAGACAGCUGAGGUUGGCUUGCUGGGCGCUCUGUUUUUACUAAAAAUUUGCUCGGUUUCCUUUUUGUAUGCUAUGCUCUCAUGUGAAAUGGACACACAACAAAUUAAUGUACAGUGGAGGUUAUUUUCUGUCUCGUUUUAUUAUACAGAAAUAUCAUGUACAUUUUUUUCAA
Hemicordylus capensis (graceful crag lizard) is the source of this 3818-nucleotide messenger RNA. RefSeq names its product anti-Mullerian hormone (gene AMH). Bases 285 to 2435 code for a protein of 716 amino acids. The transcript has 5 exons. Gene Ontology annotation, molecular function: growth factor activity. Lineage: Eukaryota; Metazoa; Chordata; Lepidosauria; Squamata; Cordylidae. The record is from RefSeq and is a predicted model, not a curated record. Gene Ontology annotation, biological process: gonad development; Mullerian duct regression.